Microthlaspi erraticum is the source of this 1374-nucleotide messenger RNA. Lineage: Eukaryota; Viridiplantae; Streptophyta; Magnoliopsida; Brassicales; Brassicaceae. The record is from the annotation of a GenBank genome assembly.
AUGUCACCAACCCUCUCCAAGAAUCCACAACCACUCUCCGGCGAUGAAGACGGCGGAGGUGGUGGGCGGAUUCCGGUAGAAGAGUGGCUGCCGAUCACAGAAUCCAGAAAAGGAAAUAUUUAUACGGCGACGCUUCAUCUUCUCUGUUCGGGAUUUGGUUUUCAAGUGCUUCUUCUUCCCGCAGCUUUCUCAGCACUCGGAUGGGUAUGGGGAAUGAUCAUUUUAACCGUAGGAUUUGCAUGGAAGCUCUACACGAUAUGGCUUCUUGUUCAUCUCCACGAAGCCGUACACGGAAUACGUUUCAGUCGAUACUUGAGACUCGCAAUUGCUUCAUUUGGUGUGAAGCUUGGGAAGCUUCUUGGAAUAUUCCCUGUUAUGUAUCUCUCAGGAGGAGCUUGUUCGAUUCUGGUUAUAACCGGAGGGAAAACAAUAAAGCAACUUCUACACAUUCUGUAUGAAGAUGAGACUGUGCCACUUACUACCGUGCAAUGCUUCAUCAUCUUUAGCUGCCUCGCGGUGGUCAUGUCUCAGUUUCCGAAUCUGAAUUCUCUUUUUGGACUCUCUUUGAUCGGUUGUGUUAUGGCCGUUGCAUACUCGACCGCAAUAUGGAUGUUACCUCUAACUUGUGAUCCGCAAAGGAAUCAAAACAGUGUCUCUUACGCUACAACGGAUACAAGUUUCGCUAACAUUUUCAACGCCAUUGGUUUGAUAGCUCUUGCUUUCCGUGGGAACAACCUCGUCCUUGAGAUACAGGGUACUCUUCCUUCAGAUUCAAAGAACCCUUCGAGUAAGACAAUGUGGAGGGCAGUGGUGAUCUCUCAUGUGCUCAUUGCGAUUUUUAUGUUUCCGUUAUCGAUUGUUGUAUACUGGGCAUAUGGAGACAAGAUUCCGGCUACGGGAGGUCCUAUAGGCAGCUACUUGAAACUUUACGAACAAGACUACUUGUCGAAGCGAGUCGCUUGUUUCAUACACCUCGCGUUCAUCUUCAAUUGCUUAUGCUCAUAUCCAAUAAACUUGAUGCCGGCUUGUGACAACGCAGAGAUGGUGUAUACCACUAAGAGACAAAAGCCAUGUUCCUUCUUUGUCCGGAUGAUGUUGCGUGUGUUCUUGGGUUUGGUUUGUUUCUUUGUAGCCGUUGGAUUCUCGUUCUUGCCUUAUCUGGCGGUCCUUAUCGGAGCAGUAGCCUUGCUUGUUACGUUUGCGUACCCGUGUUUCAUGUGGAUCUCUAUCAAACAGCCUCAAAGGAAAAGCCCGAUGUGGUUUCUCAACGUUUUGGUGGGAAGCUUAGGCGCUUCUCUCAGCGUUUUGCUUAUCGUUGCCUCGGCUUUGCGACUGGCGGAUAAGGGUUUACAUGCGAACUUCUUCAAACCCUAA